AUGACAACCGAGUCGAAAGUAAAAAAUGCUACUACACUUCUACAUAGCGGCAAAGUCAAAGAGCGUCAAGAAGGACUCAGCGCGCUUCGAAAUAUCUUCUCUCAGAAUUCCUCUAUAGAACGGUUCUACAAUGUUGCCGGUCGAGACGGGCGGAAACCAUCGCAUGAAAUAUGGGCUCCGAUACUUGACGGUCUUCAAACUUGCAUAAGAUCUGAAAAGACUGCAUUUGUCACCGCAAAAAAGAGUACAGAUGUCAUUGAGAAGAGGUUAGCCGCGGCGGCUGGGACUUAUCGAUGGUUUGUUGAGAAGUCGAUGAUGCAUUUUGCAAAGAAAACUGUCCUCGAAAUAUGCCACUUCCUAUAUAGGGAAAUGAAGGUGCGAGAAACUCUCAUACCAUCGGUUGCGCUGGAUUUUAUCAAAGCGUAUGAAUGUGUGGCGUCUCAUCCUCCUCAUUUGGCACGGUUAGAAGAAGACGAAAUAGAGUGGGAGGAAAUCGUCGAACUAUCACUCAAUGUUGUGCUCAGGAAGCCUUUGAGGACACCACUUGCCAAAGACAUUCCAUCCCAGGAUCCGCCAAGUCCAUCGCAUACUGAUAACUCCGAGAUGUUUGUGGAGGAUUCUCUUGCAUACAACGAAGAUGAGGAUGUGGAUGCUCUCCCUGGGAGUAAACGAAGACGUGGUGCUUCGCAACCUGGUCCCGCAGCUUCGAAGCACCCUCGAUACACGACUUCCAAACCUGUAUCUGCGGAGCAGGUAGCUUGUAUGUCCCUUUUGUCGGUCCUCUUCAAGUCUAGUUCUGCCCCUCUUCUAAAAAGUAGCAUUGUUCGUCCCGUUCUUCGCAGCCUAGAAGGCUUCUUUGAAAUAUACUCUUCCGAAACCUCCCUCCAUCACGACUUUCUUGCGGCUACGCUGUCAACUCUGAAACACGUAUCCUUGAAUCACAAAGACGAUGUGGUUCGCUUUGCUGCCAAUAGCUGGGAUCGAUUGCUUAAUUUGUGGGGCACGAAAAACAAGGCUUUGAAGGAAGGAUUGGUUUCCAUCCUACGAAUGCUCUUUCCUUUCCUUACUGCAGAUCCUAAUAUUGGAGAGUCACCUACUAAGCCGUGGAUCGAAAAUUUGACGAAGCUUUGGCAUCUCAUGUGUGGGCAGGGGGAUAAGCGGUGGAAUCUUGACCCGCUUUCUUUGUGUGCUGUUCGAUUGGAAGUCUCCACUCAGGACGAUUACCAAAAGGCCUUUAGAGCAAAGACUUUUCGUGCCAGUGCUCAACUUGAUCCAUUCCAAGCACUCACAUGGGCGAUGCUAGAGCUGCAAGCUGAUUGCUUGGCGAAGCUUUAUCAACACUUCGAAUCUAACCCCGUGUCGUCAACCCAACCGCAAUCAACACAAUCGAGCAAACGCCCUCGUCUACUCGAGAACCCUGUGACAUCCCUGCUCAAAUCUGUGCAGCAACCUCCCAUGCGCAUCUACAAUUUACAAAUACUCUUGUUCUUCAUUGACCGACAUUGGAAUACUCCACAUGAAUCUAUGCAAUCAGAUAUCAUUCGCACUCUUCUGGAUCACGUAACCAAUGAUGACGGGACUGUGCAGAGCUGGGCUUUCGUAUGCCUUGCUGCUCUAGCAUCUGCGGAUUGCGAUAAUGCUGCCAGUCUUCUCUCUUCUCAAACUCUCUCCGCCUCUGCCGUUCCUCCAACUACCAUCCAGACGAGAUAUAUGACGAGCGUGUCUACCCGAGGUGCUUCCACUUGGGAUUCUGUAUGGACACAUGCGAUUCGCCGUACUAAUUCACCCCAAGUAUGUCGUGCCGCUUGCCACACCGCGAGUAUCUUGCUCGUUUACGCUAACACUGGCUCUGCCCGACAAUCGCUCGUCAGAUCUUCCCUUACCUCUCAUCGCGUUCUUUCCGAAAUCGAAACUCUUGCGAAGGAUCUAGAUGUUCAAGGUCCCGUUGCCCCUUUCGAUUCCGUUUGCACGUUUCUUUCGCUUUGCCUGAAAGUCGCAAAUCAGGACGUUCGCCUGUACCGUAUGCAGCUCGAAGAAAAAGUUUUAACUUGGCUGAUCGACUCGUGGAGGCCUGCGCACAUGGAAGAUCCCGAAGCACCACUGUAUCUGGUCAGCGACGUACUAACAUUACUGGAGGCUAUCUGCUCAUCCUCACAGCGGAGUUCACUCGUUUGUCGGGUGAAUUUACCGCAGUGUUUGAUAGUAGAAACUUUAAUAGCCGAGGAGCAGGCUAGAGUCAUACGUGAUUACUUGUUGGAUGCCAAGCUACCCUCUGUCAAGUUUGAUGGUAGUCGCCCAGAGUCUUCUGCAUCCCCCAACGAAUCUUCGGACUUGGGGAAUGCCACUUUCAUGGCGCCCAUCCCCGCCGAAACGGACCUCGUGCAGCCGCGGUCCAGAGAACGUAAAAUCUCGGUGUUCUUCCUAAAAUGCCUCGAAUCAGCUCUAUCGCCAUGGCAGGAAGGUUCAGACAAUACCAUAGUCCUUAGGGCUCCUGCGGCCAAGAGGGCUUUAGAUAUUGCUGUGGUCGGCCUGUCUUUUGAGUUCGUCCUUGUUCUGAACGGUAUACAGUGCAAUAGACGUGUCAUACAGGCAGCUUGCAAGUUAAUCACCUCGAUUGCCAAAUUACUUGAUCAGUCUCAGUGGAGUAUAGAGGAAAAAGGCGCCGUCCUUCUCUCAUUGGAACCUUUAGUCUGCCUUGACGCCGAAACUUACGAUGUUGCUUCUUGGACUGUAUUACUGCCACCGACUCGAGGUACCGGGAUCCGUUCUCAGACUCUGAAAUCUCUCCUGUUGGAUGACGAUAGGCGGCAGAAAACUUUGCGAUUGGAAAGAAUGAAGCAUCUCAAAACAUUAUGGCGGAACCCUGACGUACAAGCCACCUUUAGUGGCAUCUCAGAAGUCUUCAAAGACAUUCUUAGAGUCGUCAUGGGCCAACCUUCGAAAUUGCCCGCUGACGCCAUGGUUGUUGAUGACAGCUUUAGUACUGCUGGUCGCAGUCCAUCGCAAUCAUUGGGAGCCACAUUGGGUACCGCCGCUCAGAUUUCGGCAACCCGCCAAGUUGCAGGCAUCUCUAUCCUGUUUUUAUCUGUCGGUCCUCUUUUGCAGCAAAGCGCAGGCGAGCCGACACGCGAUAAAGAGCUGACAGAAUUGAUGCUUGAAGGUGCAGAAUUGGACCUCGACCGUUUCCUGCUAGCGUGCCCGGUAUAUUUCAAUUGCAUUCGAAACCAGACUCUGAACUUGAGCCUCAACCAUUUGGCCCAAUUCAUCACUGUCCUAGCGGACCAUCUAGUGCGAUAUCCAAAUGUCAAGAGUGAAGAAUUCAACCUUCAAAUGAUCUCAUUCCUCGACGCAACGCUGUCCCUUUGGAUAUCUUUGGCGAACGUAAAUCAAAAUGCUGCUGAUAACUUUCGGGAGCUUUUCGAUCAUUAUUCUAAACAUCUCCUACGUGGAAGGCUGAAGCAUUGGAAAAUCCGUGACUCAGUCGCGCGUCUCUACAACAGAUAUCUCACUCUUGAUCCUUCGCAGAAUGCAUGGAUGGACCAGGACGAACAGACAACAUCCCCCAUGUAUAUUCUUCCCAUGUUAAUCGAAGAUAUUGAUAUUCGCGUUAGAUUUCGAGCUGUUGUAAUAAAUGCGCGGCUCUUUGAAAUCUCAAAGAAUCCCAUGGCACUAUAUGACACGAUCAGGCAGAAAUAUACCACAGAGCUCGAGCAUUUCGAAUUGAUGCUCACUAGGAUACUUUCAUUGGGAAAUAUCAUGGUUGUGAGCUCCGCCGUUCGACGCGGACCUUACUGGCAUCUGCUGGAGACAUGCUUCUUUUCGACCAAAUAUAAUCGGCACAUUGAAACGCUCCUCACCGGAGUGUCUCAACGCAUGGGUCUGAAUAAAUUAUCAGAUCUGUUCGAGGCUUACGCAUAUCAGUUGGCGUUUUCCAUACUUCAAGGCGAACACAACGUCUUACAGCUCCCUGUCAAUCUUCUCGGGUACAGGGAUCUCAAGGAGCGCGCCAACGAAACGAUUCGAGCUUUUACCCCUGCUAACCUUGUGGUUGUCGGCAAUCCUACGAUUAAGGAAGCAGGACGGAGCCUGUUCGUAGGACACUGCCAGGCAACACAGAGACAGCCAGAGGAAGUCAUCCGUGAAUGUUUCGGAGAUCUCGUGGCCUAUCAAGUGCUCGUUAUUUUGGAUGGGAACAGCCGGUCUGCAGAACAAGUAGAGGCGAAAAUUCUUGAAACCCUCGAAACAUAUGAUCCUUCGGUCUUUCGGGAAACGUUGAAAGAUAGCGUAGAUAGCAUAGCCGCAUCGAUAAUGCGGACCCUGAAUGAACAGGAUUUCACUGAAAACGGUUCGAUUGUCCAUGCCCUACGCACUCUUGACGGCUCGACUGGUCCAGCUCCGCUUUUCUCCCGUUUAACACGCUAUCGACGGCUCGAAGAUAUCGAUACUCACAUGACUAAUCUCCCAAAUUUUAGCCCCAAAACCAUCCUGAAAGCUUUGACAUGGCUCACGACGGAGGUCCCAGGCGGAGAUAAUCAUGCACUCACCUAUCAUGUUCUGCAGAUGCUUUUUGCAAAUCUCCAGCGAUCAUUUCUCAUAAACGAACAGAUGAGGCUAGUCAAUGCUAUCUUGUUAUGGGUCGUGUAUAGGCAUCAAAGGACGAGUUUCGAUGAUACGACUCUGCUACACGCACUCGUUCGUGGGGCUUGCUCAAUGCUGGGGCAGUGGGAUUUGGUACCAGCUGCUCAAUCCAUUCUGGAAUGGUGUUUCUCCCUCUACGAUUCACGCAUCGAUCCUCGAUUUCCUGAUAUUCUCAUCCGUGUGGCUUGUUUGUGUCACGAUUAUGCCACAGAUGCCGAUGACGAUUCCCAAGAAAGAUGUCAAGCAUUACUUCAGUGGGUCGAUGGUCAAACUUAUGCACUUUCUUGUAGACCUAGUGUUUGUGAGCAAGUAAAGUUAGCUCUCCCGGCUUGGCCUCAUAAGCCUUCCGAAAUACUAGGCCCGCUGUCCGACUCCAUAGAUCCGGCCAGUUUGUCCAAAGUCCUUACCGACAGACAUAUAUCUUCGAACAAGUUUCGCUUAGUUCGCCGUCUUCGGGACCAAUCUCAGCUUCAUAUAUACGACCAUUCACAAUUCGCUCAAACAGACUUUUGGAAACUGAAAGAGUGUAUGCCAGCGACUCACCAGCUUCGUGAAGAAGAUGUGCAUGCUUUCGCCAGUUUAUUGGUAUUAAACCAAGGUUCUAUCAAUGGGUUUGGCAGUGAACCGGAGAAAAAAAUAUCCCCUUCUUUCCAAGUCAAGUCCCGUCAGCAGAAAGAAGUCGCAAAAGCCAAACUUCAUACUCCCCAAAGCUCAUUGAUACUUGUUCUCCUAACCAUGCUGGACAACCAUGACGAUGAUGGCUCUCGUUAUGCUGCAUAUCAAACCCUGCGCGCUCUGAUGUUGACCUUGCCGCUGGAUCUUUUCGAAGUGCUAUCACAAUUUUGGCCUGCAGAAUAUCGGAUUGAGGUCUGCUACUUGCGGGAAUUCCGUCUGAUUGCCACAAAGCGACAGAUACCCGAAUUAUCUUCAACUUUGUCUGCUGCUAAAUUCAUUGAAACGGCACAAGAUUUCUCAGCCUGGAUAAGUGCAUUCGCAAUUCUUCUUGCGGAUGUCUUGUCCGCGUCCAAUCCAUUUUACGCACAACUCUGUGCUAUUCUCGCCUCCCAUAUCCCUUUCACUACUACGGUUCUACCGUUACUAGUACAAACUCUUCUACAAUCACCUGACGGAAAUUCACAUUCCUUAACGUUAUCGCGAUAUUUUGAACAGGUCCUUUCAUCAAGCAAAACGGCUGUCCUAUGCCGCAGAUCCAUCAUCGACAUUGUUCUACAUCUGCGCCACAUAGACCAUGACGGCCGUGAUGCACUGGCGUACAACCAAUGGCUCAAUGUCAGUUUCCUUUCCCUUGCUCAAAAUGCGAUAACUUGUGGAGCAUAUACGACCGCAUUACUCUUCCUGGAAUUAGACGCCGAGUACAGGGACCGGUCCGGCGAUGAUGAUGUCUCUAGAGAUACUGAGCAAAUCAUGUAUGAAAUCUACAGUAAUAUUGACGAGCCCGAUGGUUUUUAUGCUAUCCGGACCCAAGAUCACCAUCAAUUUUUGAUGAGGCGUUUCCAUCACGAGAAAGAGUGGGGGAAAGCUUUUCGAUUCCACGGUGCAGCUCUAGAAACGGACACCCAAAACGCAACGGAGAUCGAAGGCCUUUUACAAUCCUUCCACUCUUACGGUUUUAACCAUAUCGCAACACAGACGCUCCUUAAUUCAGAUCAAGAAAAUCCGAAUAUCGCAUAUCGGUUGGGUUGGAGAGCAGAGACUUGGGAUCUUCCGGAAUCUAAUGACGGGUACCAUCCUGGUGCUUCGCUGUAUCUUGCUCUUCGCGCGGUACAUCGCGAACGGGAUCAGGGGGUUACCGACGCUGUCAUCCGGCAUGUUCUGUUCAAAGAAAUGGACCAUCUCCGCACUCUUGGAUCUGAGAAUAUUGCUCAAAUACGUGAGGCAAUCCAGUCACUGAUGUGUCUUAGUCAAGCGAUACAAUGGAGAUCUUCCUCGAUUCAGGACCUUAUCGUUGGUAAAUGUACAGAUGUUUCGAAAUGGUCGACGUUCACUACAGUAGAAUCUGGUUUCCACUUCGACGAUAUAGAGAGUAUCAUGGCCACUCGCAUAUCACUUGUUAAGUCUGCCAGACGCAAAGAGCAGCGUCACCAGAUUGGUACUAUGCACUCUCCCUUCAGCCAGACCUUACUAGACGUAGAGAAGAUAUGUCUCCUUGGUUUAUCACAGGCGGCUCGAGAGACUCGUCAGAAUCAAAUAGCGCUCAAUUCGGUUUUUCGAGCCAAAAACCUCGAAGAUAUCCCAUCUUUCGUAGUCACGGAAGAGUUUGCAUCUGUUCUUUGGGCACACAAGGAGGAGAAACAUGCUGUAGAGUAUCUCAAAGAUCUACGGAGGGUGGGAGGAAAUUCAGAUCCUAUAUGGCAAGCACGAGUGACGGCGCGACUGGGUUCUUGGACUUCGGAGGCUUGCCUUGAACAACCAUCCUUUAUCAAGCAUGAAUUCUUCGAGAAAGCGAUUUCCCUGAUUAAACAAAAUGCUCAUGAUAGCGAAGGACGAGCUUCUGUGUGUCAUCAGUUUGCCAAAUUUGCUGAAGCUCAGUACAAGGCGGCCCUCGAUUCACCAGAUCUCAUUCGCUUGAACGUGUACAAAGAACGCAAAGAAAAGGAGCUUAGGCACUACGAACAGUUGAAACACGAACAAAAGGGGCGUAUUGUGGACAAGAAUUUAGCUAAUACCAUUGCUGCAGUCCAAAAGGUUUUAGCUCAGGACAAUAAAGCUACGUCAGACUUUAUUAGCAGCCGCGAUGCCUAUCUGAAGCAGGCCAUUGAAAUGUACUCUCGGUGUCUCGAGGCAUCGGAUAAAUUUGAUGCAGACGUCCCUAUUCGAUUUUGCUCACUGUGGUUAUCCAACUUCGACUAUGAUCCUAUACAGGAAAAACUGCACAAAGCUUUGCAGCGAGUGCCGUCUCGUAAACUUGUAUUCUUGGCACAUCAGAUAUUCUCUAGGAUUGAUAAAACAGAUUCUUCAUCACAGAAAACAUUACAGCCAACAAUGCUUCAGAUGUGCACCGAGCAUCCUUUCCACAGCCUCUAUCAACUCUACUGUUUGCAGCCUCCAAAAACUCAAACGAAGAUUGAUCGACGAAGCUCCGGUCGUGUCUCUAGCGGAAGAACUACAGAAUUACCUCCCACUGGUAGAUCUUUGGCAGCUAAGAUCAUUUUUGACAAACUAUUGAAUGAUCCAAAAACCCGCACGCGUACCGCUGCUGUUCAGGAACUCUGUGAUGCGUCAUUGAAGUUUGCGAAUUUCCCGGUCAGCCAAUCAAAAGAGAAGAAAGUUCCCGACGAUCAACCUAUUCGAACUUUGCACUUAAGUCGCGGAACAGUUCCCGUCAUCACUGCCUACACUCCCAUUGACCCAACCAUGCGUUACGAUCCUGGAAACUGUGUUUGCGUAGAUAAAUACGCCAGCGAAUUCGACACUGCUGGUGGAAUAAAUCUGCCGAAAAUCAUUUUCUGUCAUGGUACAGACGGGAAAAAGUACAAACAACUUUUCAAAGGCGACCAAAAGGACGAUCUACGACAGGAUGCUGUUAUGGAGCAAGUAUUCGACCUUGUCAACGUUGUUCUCAAUCGUGAUGUCGAGACGAAGAGGCGUAAUCUAUACAUUCGAGGGUAUAAGGUAAUCCCCCUAGCGAGUCAAGCGGGCAUCCUUGAAUUCGUAGGGAACACAACGACGCUCAAGAGUUGGCUCGACAGAGCCCACGUCCGGUACCGGCCUAAUGACAUGAGGAAUAUCGUAAAGAAAUUGGCGGAACAACAAAAAAGUCCUGGUUCAACCCCCGAAGCCAACCACCAAUUCUACGUACAGUGUAUGAAGAAUUUCAAACCUGUGAUGCGACACUACUUUACAGAAAUUCACAAAACGCCCAUCGCUUGGUUCCGUACCAGGUUGAACUACACUCGGAGCGUCGCUACAACUUCCAUCGUUGGUCACAUAUUGGGCCUCGGUGACCGCCAUACCUCCAAUAUCCUAAUGGACAACAGCAAGGGUGAAGUCAUCCACAUUGAUCUCGGCGUAGCCUUCGAUCAAGGGAAGCUUCUGCCUGUCCCAGAGAACGUUCCGUUCCGAAUGACCCCUGACAUGGUGGACGGAAUGGGGAUUUCAGGGACAAAUGGCGUAUUCCAGCGAUGUGCUGAAGAAACUCUUCGUGUACUUCGGGAUGAGUCAGACGUCAUAAUGACCGUUUUACAAGUUUUUCGUUAUGAUCCUCUAUACAAUUGGACGAUGAGUGAUUACAAGAUGAAGAAGCAAGCUGAGAUCGAUGACUCUGCGACGACGACAACGAUGAUUAUGAAGAAUCCCGAGAACGAGAGGAUCCUCACGGAAAGAUUGGGUAUUGGGAUUAACCUGGAUAGUACUCGUGCACAGGAAGAUGCAGAUCGUGCACUGAUGGGUGUUUCCGGGAAACUCAGUAGGAAUUUGAGUGUCGCUGCCGCAGUUAGAACGUUAGUCGCGGAAGCAACUGACACAUACAACUUGGGCACGAUAUUCUAUGGUUGGGGACCCUACUAUUGA
Molecule: messenger RNA, 9168 nt
Organism: Lentinula edodes (shiitake mushroom)
Lineage: Eukaryota; Fungi; Basidiomycota; Agaricomycetes; Agaricales; Omphalotaceae
Exons: 12
Coding region: 1-9168 (3055 amino acids)
Biological process (GO): DNA repair
Molecular function (GO): protein serine/threonine kinase activity; protein binding
Source: RefSeq, a predicted model, not a curated record